Molecule: messenger RNA, 2817 nt
Organism: Pongo pygmaeus (Bornean orangutan)
Lineage: Eukaryota; Metazoa; Chordata; Mammalia; Primates; Hominidae
Gene: IL18RAP
Product: interleukin 18 receptor accessory protein
Exons: 12
Coding region: 633-2432 (599 amino acids)
Biological process (GO): interleukin-18-mediated signaling pathway
Molecular function (GO): interleukin-18 receptor activity
Source: RefSeq, a predicted model, not a curated record
GGUAGUUUAUUUGAUUUUCCUCUGUAUGACCAUCCAUUUCACAAUGUCAAUGGUCAUUUACAAAAUGAGGUUUUCCUUUUUCCUCCAGUUAUAACCCCUUAUUUUUGAGCUGGUCUGAAUAACAUGGCUACUGUGUCUUCUCCAGGUAUCUCUCUGGAUAGGAAUAAAUAUAGUAGAAUCCUUUGAAAAUGGAUAUUUUCACAUAUUUUCCUUCAGAUACAAAAGCUGGCAGUUACUGAAAUAAGGACUUGAAGUUCCUUCCACUUUUUUUAUGUCUUAAGAGCAGGAAAUAAAGAGACAGCUGAAGGUGUAGACUUGACCAACUGAAAGAGAAAUCUUCAUCCUCUGACAAAAGAUACAUGGUUCUCAAAAAACGCAUCUGGAAAAUAAUUGAAGAAGAGAUUCUGUAGAUUCUCCCAGCGCUGUUGGGCUCUCAAUUCCUUCUGUGAAGGACAGCAUAUGGUGAUGGGGAAAUCAGAAGCUUUGAGACCCUCUACACCUGGAUAUGAAUCCCCCUUCUAAUACUUACCAGAAAUGAAGGGGAUACUCAGGGCAGAGUUCUGAAUCUCAAAACACUCUACUCUGCCAACGGAAUGAAGUUAUUGGAGUGAUGACAGGAACACGGGAGAACAAUGCUCUAUUUGGGCUGGAUAUUUCUUUGGCUUGUUGCAGGAGAGCGAAUUAAAGGAUUUAAUAUUUCAGGUUGUUCCACAAAAAAACUCCUUUGGACAUAUUCUACAAGGAGUGAAGAGGAAUUUGUCUUAUUUUGUGAUUUACCAGAGCCACAGAAAUCACAUUUCUGCCACAGAAAUCGACUCUCACCAAAACAAGUCCCUGAGCACCUGCCCUUCAUGGGUAGUAAGGACCUAUCUGAUGUCCGAUGGUACCGACAACCUUCAAAUGGAGAUCCAUUAGAGGACAUUAGGAAAAGCUAUCCUCACAUCAUUCAGGAUAAAUGUACCCUUCGCUUUUUGACCCCAGGGGUGAAUAAUUCUGGGUCGUAUAUUUGUAGACCCAAGAUGAUUAAGAGCCCCUAUGAUGUAGCCUGUUGUGUCAAGAUGAUUUUAGAAGUUAAGCCCCAGACAAAUGCAUCCAGUGAGAAUUCCACAUCACAUAAGCAAGACCUACUUCUUGGGAGCACUGGCUCUAUUUCUUGCCCCAGUCUCAGCUGCCAAAGUGAUGCACAAAGUCCAGAGGUAACUUGGUACAAGAAUGGAAAACUCCUCUCUGUGGAAAGGAGCAACCGAAUCGUAGUAGAUGAAGUUUAUGACUAUCACCAGGGCACAUACGUAUGUGAUUACACUCAGUCGGAUACUGUGAGUUCGUGGACAGUCAGAGCUGUUGUUCAAGUGAGAACCAUUGUGGGAGACACUAAACUCAAACCAGAUAUUCUGGAUCCUGUCAAGGGCACACUGGAAGUAGAACUUGGAAAGCCUUUAACUAUUAGCUGCAAAGCACGAUUUGGCUUUGAAAGGGUCUUUAACCCUGUCAUAAAAUGGUACAUCAAAGAUUCUGACCUAGAGUGGGAAGUCUCAGUACCUGAGGCGAAAAGUAUUAAAUCCACUUUAAAGGAUGAAAUCAUUGAGCGGAAUAUCAUCUUGGAAAAAGUCACUCAGCGUGAUCUUCACAGGAAGUUUGUUUGCUUUGUCCAGAACUCCAUUGGAAACACAACCCAGUCUGUCCAACUGAAAGAAAAGAGAGGAGUGGUGCUCCUGUACAUCCUGCUUGGCACCAUCGGGACCCUGGUGUCCGUGCUGGCGGCGAGUGCCCUCCUCUACAGGUACUGGAUUGAAAUAGUGCUGCUGUACCGGACCUACCAGAGCAAGGACGAGACGCUUGGGGAUAAAAAGGAUUUUGAUGCUUUCGUAUCCUAUGCAAAAUGGAGCUCUUUUCCAAGUGAGGCCACUUCAUCUCUGAGUGAAGAACACUUGGCCCUGAGCCUAUUUCCUGAUGUUUUAGAAAACAAAUAUGGAUAUACCUUGUGUUUGCUUGAAAGAGAUGUGGCUCCAGGAGGAGUGUAUGCAGAAGACAUUGUGAGCAUUAUUAAGAGAAGCAGAAGAGGAAUAUUUAUCUUGAGCCCCAACUAUGUCAAUGGACCCAGUAUCUUUGAACUACAAGCAGCAGUGAAUCUUGCCUUGGGUGAUCAAACACUGAAACUCAUUUUAAUUAAGUUCUGUUACUUCCAAGAGCCAGAGUCUCUACCUCAUCUUGUGAAAAAAGCUCUCAGGGUUUUGCCCACAGUUACUUGGAGAGGCUUAAAAUCAGUUCCUCCCAAUUCUAGGUUCUGGACCAAAAUGCGCUACCACAUGCCUAUGAAAAACUCUCAGGGAUUCACUUGGAACCAGCUCAGAAUUACCUCUAGGAUUUUUCAGUGGAAAGGACUCAGUAGAACAGAAACCACUGGGAGGAGCUCCCAGCCUAAGGAAUGGUGAAAUGAGCCCUGGAGCCCCCUCCAGUCCAGUCCCUGGGAUAGAGAUGUUGCUGGACAGAACUCACAGCUCUGUGUGUGUGUGUGUUCAGGCUGAUAGGAAAUUCAAAGAGUCUCCUGCCAGCACCGAGCAAGCUUGAUGGACAAUGGAAUGGGAUUGAGACUGCGGUUUAGAGCCUUUGAUUUCCUGGACUGGACAGAUGGCGAGUGAAUUCUCUAGACCUUGGGUACUUUCAGUACACAACAUCCCUAAGAUUUCCCAGUGGUCCGAGCAGAAGCAGAAAAUACAGCUACUUCUGCCUUAUGGCUAGGGACUGUCAUGUCUACCAUAUAUUGUACAUAUGACUUUAUGUAUACUUGCAAUCAAAUAAAUAUUAUUUUAUUAGAAA